Molecule: messenger RNA, 2232 nt
Organism: Botrytis byssoidea
Lineage: Eukaryota; Fungi; Ascomycota; Leotiomycetes; Helotiales; Sclerotiniaceae
Exons: 4
Coding region: 1-2232 (743 amino acids)
Source: RefSeq, a predicted model, not a curated record
AUGGCAUCAAUGCAGCAUCAUCCUCACCACGCGCCGCAAGGUCAAGGUCCUCCACCUUCGCACCAUCUUCAACAGCAACCGCGACCUUCGAGUAUUGUGCAUCAGCACCACCAACAAGCUCCUCCACCACCACAACAUCCUAACGCGUAUCCUUCCGGACACGCUUUACCUCAAUAUCCACAAACUGCGACAGGGCCCGGUGGUCAACAUCAAGAACUUCCAUAUUACCCAACUCACGCAAGUCCUUACAGUACCCCAAGCGCAUCGGGUACAUAUUCAUCAGCAGGUCCAGAAACUCCAGACAUCAUGGCCACUCAACAUAUGACUCGAGCUCCAUAUCCGCCAAUUUACCAAACCCCUCAAUCCAACUCUCCAGCAUCUGUUGCAUCACCUGCACAUGAGAACAGAAUGUAUGCGUCAUCUUCACAAAUGCAGCAAAGCCAGCAAAUGUAUUACCCGGGGCCACCUCAGCAGCAGUACCCUCCUCCUAUGGCUCCUGGGGGACCUUCUCCGUAUGCGCAACCGCCACCACCCCCGCAGCAACAACAGCAUCAUCAUCAGCAAUCCAUGACUUCACAGCCAACAUUGCUCAUGUCACACCAGACAAAUCAGCACCAGAUGCAACCACACCCUAAUCAGCAUCAACAGCCUGGUAUGACUGGAAGUCCACGAACGAAAAUGGAACCACACGUUCCACAAAUUGCUAGACCCAAUCCACCUUUAGGGGCUCAGCAUUCUGCGAACGGUACACCUCAAAUGCAGCCUAAUAAUCCGCCCGGAAGUGGCGGCAGCGGUGUCAAUCCCAAUGCCGCACCGGGUCCAAUUCCAGCAACUACCCCACUCGUUGUGCGACAAGAUAAUAACGGAGUUCAAUGGAUUGCAUUCGAAUAUUCACGCGAUCGUGUUAAGAUGGAAUAUACAAUCAGAUGUGAUGUCGAGUCUAUAAACGUUGAAAACCUAGGCCCGGAAUUUAAAACGGAGAAUUGUGUUUACCCGAGGGCGUGCUGCAGCAAGGAUCAAUACAGGGGAAAUCGAUUGGUAUACGAAACGGAGUGCAACACUGUCGGGUGGGCCUUGGCAGAAUUGAAUCCUUGCCUACGUGGCAAACGUGGAUUAAUACAAAGAGCGGUCGAUAGUUGGAGAAACAGUAACCAAGAUCCAAGAUUGAGAAGUCGUCGAGUUCGAAGAAUGGCUAAAAUCAACAACCGUAAAGCGGUUCAAGCGGCUACAAGUCAUAACCCUCACAUGACUGGUCCAAGUCCUACAGGGAUGCCACCUUCUGCAAACAUGGGCCCUGGCGGUGCGGGAAGCAUGGGCAAACCUAACCUCAGCGGUAUGGGUGGUCCCCAGCUUCAUCACCACCACGCCCAUCCUGAUGGAAGUAACCAAGGAGGAGAAGAAGUCGGUGACGACGAAUAUAUGGAUGAGAAUACUCACCAUCACCAUCAAGCUCCAGUUGGGCAAUCUGCCAAUUCGGGAGACGAUGUACGACAAAACCAAGCCUUCCCAGGUUUCAACAAUAACUACCCUUCGAGUUCAGUAGGCGGAGCUUCCAUGAUUCCUGGUGCUCACGAUGCACGUCCUUUACCCCGCGGGUCCCACCCAAUUGCCGCACAAUCAAAAGAUGAGGAGGAUGGCGUCGAUGUUUUCGGUAAUGUUCCAGAAGCAAAGAAGCGCAAGUUCAUCCUGGUUGAGGAUCCUGUUAAGCAAAGUCGUGUUCGUGUCCGCGUUACUUUGGAUACGGUCGAUAUCAAUGAAAUUCCAGAUUCAUACCGAAAGAUUAACUCUGUCUACUCACGAUCUUGGUUUCCUCUGCAAAUGCAAUCGCCCCCUCCAUUGGCAAACGGCAGCGACUUCUUUCAAGAUGACGAUAGCGAUGAUGAAGUUGAAGGCCGAGGUCGUUCUCGACGUGGCAGAAAAAUGUUUCCUGUCCAUUUGCCAAAUGGUGAUGAGGCCGAAAUCCCUAUUCCAAGAAUGCGCAAGUCUCAGAGAGCAUUGGAAGUCAAGCUUAAUGAUUUGGGUUACAGGAUGACUUGGCAUCAAAGCAGAACCUUUGCAAACAAGUCGGUUUUCUUACAAAAAGCUCUUGAUGCAUGGCGCAACAAAGUCAAAGAAAACAUUGGUAAUGCAGGGAGAGAUGUCACUUCAAUUCCUCAUUUCGAUACGCGUUCCGGCAAGAGACGCUGGUUAGAGAGUACCAAAAAGCGCGAGCAACAAGACACCGACCCUUAG